UUGCUCAAUGCUCAAUGCUCAAUGCAUUUGUCCGUAAGUUGUGAGUGUGUCAGGCUAAGCCAAAUCCUGGCGUCCCACUAAAACGCGAAAAACACCCUUACCCGCCAUUCCGUGGUGGACCCGUGAAGCAACCCCCAGUGACCCUACAGCCCUCCCGCCCUCCACUCGUUCUUUUCUGCCCGUGAUUGAUAGUGCGUGUGUGAGAGAGAGAGAGAGAGAGAUAGAGCGAGUGCCAUGGGCCGCAAACAGGGUAGCGUCCACGUGCGGGUGGACAUGGACGGACAAGGAGGCGGAGGACGAAGACCCUAUAUCAGUCACGAUGACCGGGGCCAAUCGGGCUAUCAUCAACCGCCCUCGCACAACCGGGUGUGGCGGAAGAACGACAAACGCGUGUCGUUUCAAGACCGAGGCGGCGGAGGCGGCAUCCACAAGCGCCAUGGCGGUCACAAACCAUCCCGCAACGUGUUCAACUCCCUGUCCACUUUAACCGAGGGCGAUGAAGACAUGAGUCAUGCCGGAACCUCUCGCCGGGGCGGGUACUCGACACGGGGCGGAUAUCAAAGAGGCCGGGCUCGAGUCGUGGGAGCUGGAGGUCCGGGUAUUCGCAAAGGUCGCGGCCGAGGCAAACCCGGUUACAUCAACCACUCGGCCAUCGUUCGCGCUGCCGGCGGCACUCUCCCCCAAGCUCGAGGUUGGCACCGUGUCACCAUCCGGAAAGGUCCCCUGUAUCCCAAGAACGAGUUGCUGUCCAUGUUGGUGGCCAAAUGCCCCGUGCCCUUCGCCCCGAUCUCCUUCAUCAAAGAAGGCAACGCCAACUGUUUCUACGUGGAGAACAAAGAGAUGGCUACGGCGUUGACCGGACUCUACGAGAAGAUCAUCAUGUCCGAUGGGUCCAAAUUGGGCAUCAUGGCCCGCCCCAGUCCACCGCCCAAGGCCUCUCACCCGGAUGGAGAGAUGCUGGACAAGCUCAAGGCCGUGAUGAGCUCGCGGUUUCUUCCGGAAACGAAAGCCUUGAAUUUGCGGAAGUUCUACGCAGACCCGCAGUUUUUGGGCGAGCCGUUCUACGCUCCCUUGAAUCGGUCACUCAUCAUGAAUCACAUCAUCAAGAUCAUAGGUGAACACAUACCUGGGAUCGAAGCCAUCGACCUGUCGGAAAACGACCUCCGAUCCUUGGACGAUUUGGAAAAACUCGUAGAAAAAGCGCCGAAUGUGAAGAUUCUCCACUUGAGCAAAAACAACAUCAGCAACGUAAAGGACUUCAUCAUGAUCAAGGAUUGGAAGUUACUAGAUUUGAAGGUGGAUAACAAUCCUUUGAUCGACAAACUCACCGACUACAUCGGCGCCAUUCGGACGGUCUUCCCAAAUCUGGUAACCUUGGAUGGAGCGGAACUCCCGAAGUUGAUCACCUUUGAUGAUGAUGAUACCACCCAACUUCCGCCCACGAUAAUCAAGCAAUCCGUGGCCGCUGAGGCAGAAAGUCUGGUGCUCCAAUUCUUAGAACAAUAUCUUCGGGUUUUCGAUUCGGAAAACCGAGAGCCUUUGGUGGAGGCCUAUCACACGGACGCCGUAAUGUCCUUGAACACAGCCUAUCCCCUCAACAGCGCCUCCCAAGGUCAUAAUAAACUGACGGAGUAUAUUGUCGAGUCCAGAAACUUGUUCGAAGUCAACCACGUGAACAAACGCAUGAAACAGCUCCACACGGGAAAACUCUCCAUCGUAGCCUUCCUGAACUCGUUGCCCAAGACCGAAACCGACAUGAGCUCCCUCACAUUGGACAUCCCCUUCGCCACGGAACGCCUCAUGACUUUCACCGUCACCGGACUAUUCAAGCAAAGAACGGCCAAAGGCUCGCCUAUCCGACACUUCAACCGGGUUUUCCUCGUGGUUCCUCAGGGUGCCGGUUUUGUGAUUGUGAACGAAAUGCUCUACAUCACCACACCCACCCCACUGCAACUUCAGACCGCCUUUAAGGUUGGAGGAGGGGUUCCAAAUCCGUCGCCUGCUCUGGAUGCAAACGCUAUGCAACUCAGAUGUUCGCAAUUUGCAGAGAAAACCGGCAUGAACCUCGAAUUUUGCAAGCAAUGCUUGGAAUUGUCGAGUUGGGAUUUAGACCGAGGAUAUGCCGCCUUCUUGACCGCCAAAAACGAGGGGAAAAUCCCAUCAGAAGCAUUUUUGAAAUGAAACUCUCCGCGGAGACGAGAAAAAUCCACAUUGAAACACACAAAAAACACAUCAGAAACUAUCUCAUGGAACCCUCCCAUUGUGUAAAACAAAUAUGAAUAAUUAUAAACCAUCAUGUACAUAACGUCGAGAAAAAUCCAGAGUUUGCGUCUGCUUUCAA
Tigriopus californicus is the source of this 2341-nucleotide messenger RNA. Its product is annotated as nuclear RNA export factor 1-like. Lineage: Eukaryota; Metazoa; Arthropoda; Copepoda; Harpacticoida; Harpacticidae. Gene Ontology annotation, molecular function: RNA binding; protein binding. The transcript has 9 exons. Gene Ontology annotation, cellular component: nucleus; cytoplasm. The record is from RefSeq and is a predicted model, not a curated record. Bases 235 to 2181 code for a protein of 648 amino acids. Gene Ontology annotation, biological process: poly(A)+ mRNA export from nucleus.